Molecule: messenger RNA, 799 nt
Organism: Haemorhous mexicanus (house finch)
Lineage: Eukaryota; Metazoa; Chordata; Aves; Passeriformes; Fringillidae
Product: feather keratin 1-like
Exons: 2
Coding region: 80-385 (101 amino acids)
Cellular component (GO): intermediate filament
Molecular function (GO): structural constituent of cytoskeleton
Source: RefSeq, a predicted model, not a curated record
GCAGCUCAUUCUCCUCACUCACAUCCACUCUUCCUCUCUCCAGCUUCUUGGGAAUAAGGUGCACCUGCAGCCCCAAGCCAUGUCCUGCUACACCCGCUGCCAGCCCUGCCAGCCCUGUGGCCCCACCCCGCUGGGCAGCAGCUGCAAUGAGCCCUGUGUCAGGCAGUGCCAGGACUCCACUGUCAUCAUCGAGCCCUCGCCCGUGGUGGUGACCCUGCCUGGGCCCAUCCUCAGCUCCUUCCCACAGAACACCGCCGUGGGAUCCUCCACCUCUGCUGCUGUUGGCAGCAUCCUCAGCUCUCAGGGAGUGCCCAUCAGCUCUGGGGGCUUUGGCCUCUCUGGCCUGGGCAGUGCCCUCUGUGGCACGAGGAGCUUCCCCUGCUGAAGCUGCUGGCACUGCCCUGGGGAGGAACCCAGGCACUGCCAGGAUGGAACCGCCCUGGGCACGCAGCAUCGGCUUGGUGCUUCCUGAGGGGCUGAGCAACCCCAGCAGCCCUUGCAGAGGGACAGGGCCAGCCUGGGCUCUUGGCAAGCACAGCCCAUCCCUGCCUCUGUCCCCUGCCACUCUCUCCUUUCCCUCCUGUCUCCUUGUUCCCCUGAGCUCCCCUGCAGCUGUGAGUCCCACUCGGCCAUCCUGGGGAGCACCUGCUGGCUCCACCCCUUUUUGGGCACCUGCUUGGAAAUGACACCUUGGAAAACAACAGACUGUUGUUCGCCCCUGGUGCUCUCUGCACUGGCACCUCACCUUGGAUUGACCUAUUUUUCCUGGUUUGACUCAUUAAAGUUCUUUUGCAUCGCA